Molecule: messenger RNA, 1977 nt
Organism: Corylus avellana
Lineage: Eukaryota; Viridiplantae; Streptophyta; Magnoliopsida; Fagales; Betulaceae
Product: Lung seven transmembrane receptor family protein
Biological process (GO): transport
Cellular component (GO): membrane; Golgi apparatus
Source: RefSeq, a predicted model, not a curated record
GACUCUCUCUCACUCUCUCCUCGGACAAAGCACUGAGCUCAUUUGAAGCGCAGAUCCAGAAGCUUCUCUCCCUCUCGCUCCCCGUCUCUGUGGCUCCAGAAGCUUCAUUCCAAUGAAGCGGCUCUACGGUUCCCGUGCGGUUCUCGCUCUGCUGUGCCUUUGUUCUGCGUGCAUUGCAAUCGAAGCUUCGGUUCAUGAAUACGCUGGCGAGAGGUUCGCCUCCAAAGGAAACGCCUACGUAAUCCACGCCGGAAGCGAGGGAAUUUACUCCUCUGUCCCUACUACCAACGAUUCCUCGAUCUCCGCCACUGGCGACUCUUACAUACGCUUUGAAAAGGUUACAUUCCGGAGAGACAAGGACCUUGCCAACUUCAGCUCGGGUUUGGUCCACGCUAUUGUUUUUGAGGUCGAAGAUAGACAAAUGAUUGGGGGUUCAGCUUAUGGGGGUCAAAGAGCAGUCUGUUGCACGUCAGAUCUUGCAAAACUAGGUGUAUGUUCAGAAGGAGAGAUCAUUCACCGUCCAUCUACAGAGAAUCCGGGCUGGCCCAAAGUGUUUGGUGUCUCAUUUGAUGUGGAUGAACUAACUGCAACAUUGCCAUCAAAGUCAAUACAAAUAACUAAAACUGGGAUGUAUAACUUGUAUUUCAUUCACUGUAAUCCGAAGCUGAAAGAUUUGGUUGUGGAGGGAAAAACAAUAUGGAAAAAUCCUACCGGUUACUUACCUGGUAGAAUGGCGCCACUUAUGAAUUUCUAUGGGUUCAUGUCCUUCGCCUUUGUGAUACUUGGGAUCUUUUGGUUCUCUCAGUAUGCAAGAUUUUGGAGAGAAGUUCUUACAUUGCAGAACUGCAUAACACUAGUAAUAACACUGGGCAUGUUUGAGAUGGCUUUAUGGUAUUUUGAGUAUGCUGAAUUCAACGAGACUGGAAUCCGGCCAACUGGGAUAACCAUGUGGGCUGUCACCUUUGGGACAGUUAAACGUUCAGUAGCACGUUUGAUCAUUUUAAUGGUUUCGAUGGGCUUUGGUGUUGUAAGACCUACCCUUGGUGGGCUUACAUCAAAGGUAAUCAUGCUUGGGGUGACGUUCUUUGUGGCAUCUGAAGUACUUGAAUUGGUAGAAAAUGUUGGUGCAAUAAGUGACAUUUCAGGAAAGGCAAAACUCUUUUUGGUUCUUCCUGUAGCAAUCUUGGAUGCUUUUUUCAUUCUUUGGAUAUUUACGUCCCUCUCUGCAACUUUAAAUAAGCUUCAGGCUAGACGGAUGAUGGUUAAACUGGAUAUUUACAGGAAGUUUACAAAUGCUUUGGCCGUAGCUGUACUUGUGUCUGUGGGUUGGAUAUGCUAUGAGCUUUAUUUCAACUCAACUGAUGUUUACAAUGAGAAGUGGCAAACUGCAUGGAUCAUUCCUGCCUUCUGGCAAGUCCUGUCUUUCUCUCUCCUUUGUGUAAUCUGUGCUCUUUGGGCGCCCUCUAAGAACUCAACAAGAUACACUUUCUCGGAGGAAACGAGCGAGGAGUUUGACAAGGAUGACACAAGUUUGACUCUCAUAAAACCAUCCCCAACACCUUCAAAGGAUGUUCGAAGUGCAGGCGAAGCUAGGCCAGUGCAAGACAGCAAUGGAGUAUCAAAUGGGGAUCUGGAAGAAGACAAGACGGAGUAAAUUUAGAUCCAAUUGUGAGUUUGUUGUUAUCCUUAUAAACCUCCGGCUGGUCUCUCCCCCACUAGCACUUAUACAGAAGUGGGGAUCGCGAUACGAAAAUUAUUUCCAUGUUUCUCUGUUAGUCUUUCCUAUUCUUUUUGUUUUUGUUUUUUUUUUUUUUGGGGUUUGUGUUAGUUAAAUUAGUUAUUGAUUGCUAAUUUAUUGCUGUGGCAGAGGGGAAAAUGGAGAUGAUUUGUAGUGUUCUUUUGUGAUACAAAUAUAAUCUGUGGUUCCCGCGCUCAUGUUCGUUUGAUAUAAUAAAUGCAAUUGAUAGCUUCUUGUUU